This is a messenger RNA of Aptenodytes forsteri (emperor penguin), 3320 nucleotides long. It is a transcript of the gene TBC1D20, whose product is annotated as TBC1 domain family member 20. Gene Ontology annotation, biological process: endoplasmic reticulum to Golgi vesicle-mediated transport; positive regulation of GTPase activity. Lineage: Eukaryota; Metazoa; Chordata; Aves; Sphenisciformes; Spheniscidae. The record is from RefSeq and is a predicted model, not a curated record. Gene Ontology annotation, cellular component: endoplasmic reticulum membrane. The transcript is spliced from 7 exons. Gene Ontology annotation, molecular function: GTPase activator activity. The coding region runs from base 79 to 1134 and encodes 351 amino acids.
UCUAAGAAGAAAAGGAAAGUGGCGGAAAUUUAUCAGGCUCUGAACAGCGACCCUAUCGACGUGGCCACGCUCAGGCGGAUGGCGAUCAGCGAGGGGGGGCUCUUGACGGAUGAGAUUCGUUGCAAAGUGUGGCCGAAGCUGCUAAGUGUUAACACAGACGACCUGCCCCCUCUUCCAGCAGGAAAGGAGCUACGAGAGGACAAUAAAGAUUACCAGCAAGUGCUACUGGACGUGCGGCGAUCCCUGCGCCGUUUCCCACCAGGGAUGCCAGAUGACCAGAGGGAAGGGUUGCAGGAGGAGCUCAUCGAUAUUAUCCUCCACGUCCUCAAGCGCAACCCCCAGCUGCACUACUACCAGGGCUACCAUGACAUCGUGGUCACCUUCCUCCUGGUGGUGGGGGACAGACUGGCCACGGCUCUGGUGGAAAAGCUCUCGACGCAUCAUCUCAGGGAUUUUAUGGACCCAACGAUGGACAAUACCAAGCACAUUUUAAAUUACCUGAUGCCCAUCAUAGACCAGGUGAACCCUGAGGUGCAUGACUUCAUGCAGAGUGCGGAGGUGGGAACCAUCUUUGCUCUCAGCUGGCUGAUCACCUGGUUCGGGCACGUUUUGUCCGACUUCAGGCACGUUGUGCGAUUAUACGACUUCUUCCUGGCUUGCCAUCCGCUGAUGCCCAUUUAUUUUGCUGCUGUGAUCGUGCUGUACCGGGAGCAGGAAGUUCUGGACUGCGAGUGUGACAUGGCCUCUGUCCACCACCUCCUGUCCCAGAUUCCACAGGACCUUCCUUACGAGACUCUGAUCAGCAGAGCUGGGGACCUUUUUGUCCAGUUCCCACCAUCCGAACUUGCCAGGGAGGCAGCUCAGCAGCAGGCUGAACGAACUGCGGCUUCUACUUUUAAGGACUUUGAGUUGGCGUCAGUGCAGCAGAGACCAGACACUGUGUUGAGGCAGCGCUUCAGGGAGCGGCUCCGAGGGGAGGAGCGGACAAAAUCCAUCUUGACAAAGCCAAGGACCAACCGCUUUGUCAAGCUGGCGGUGAUGGGGCUGACGGUCGCGCUGGGAGCAGCUGCCCUGGCUGUGGUGAAGAGUGCGCUGGAGUGGGCACCCAAGUUUGAACUGCAGAUUUUCCCCUAAAGCCAGAGGAAGGGCCUUCCCUGUCACCACGUCCUUCCCUGGCGGGAAGGGGUGAUGUUUUGAUGAAACGACGUGUCUGGAAACGACCUGUCUGAAGAUUAUUUUUUAUUCUUGCUGCGUCCAGUGACGCUUUUGGCCUUUGCGACAGAGACUGAUGGGAACCAGCCCAGCAGGAUUGUUCCCCACACCGACGCUCACCUUGUUCUCUCCUCCCCGUGCAGGGGUGAGCAGAUGGGCGCUACUGCCGUCUCAUGAGGAACCGGAGGUAUGGACGAGUCAGGCUCUUCAGGCUGCGCACAGGUGACUGUACGAGUGGAGAGCCGUGCGUGGGCUGUGCCGAAACGAUCCCACGUUCUCUGUUGGAGAUAAUUAGUGGGAGUGAGGGUGGAUCCUCACCUGGAGGAGAGUGUCAUGGCAGGGUUUGGCCUGGGUGCGUGCGUGUGUGGGGGCGAGGGGCUGUUACACUCCUGAGGAACAGGGCAGCUCUCUGGCUCUGCAUCGCUCCCGUCUGCAGGCUGCCAGCAUGCCCCUGCGCCUGCGUUCAGCCUUGCUGGUGGUCCGACCCUUCCCUUUCCUAUAGGCAACCUCUGAGUAGAGCCAAACCUUUCACGAACCCCUGUCAGCGCCCUGCCACGAGGUUCUCUCUGGUGUGUAACACUCCCUGGCUCUUUUUGCUUCCUCAUCUUUGCAGCCUGAUGUGUUUACAGGAGAGAAGGGCAGGGAACAGGAGCAGAUCCACAAGACUGCCAGAGGGAGCUUAGCUCUCGGUCGCGGGGGCUCCUUCUCUGGCAGUAGCACGGUCAUAUCUUGGGUCAGCAAGGUGAGAGACGAGUGUUGCUCGCCCUGCCUGAGGUUUUUGCUGUCAUGUGCCAGAUCGCAUCACCACAAGUCUUAGCGGCACCAUAAACACCCGUUGCAGACGUUUUUACAGCUCUGGAAGCAGGCUCUAACGUGGAGAAAGGCUUUUUCCACCUUGUGAAACACUUUGCAUGGGACAGAAGUCAUUGUGGUAGGAAAUCUGUCAUAAAUCUCCCCCACGAGCUGAUCAGACUUCAGCGUUGCCCCUCGGAAUAACGCAAGUGAGGGAGUUUCCCAGAAAGGCCACCCCUGAUCCCUGCAUAGCUCCGGUCUCCCCACCCAGUCCCGUUAACAGUCCUAGCGCUCCCUGCCCUCCAAGCUAAGCAGCAAAUCCUUCUGACAACUCCGUGUCCCACUGAGACAAAGCCAAUAGAUACUAUAUGCCUCUACCUCUCCCCUGAGCUGCUAAACCUCCCGCAAGUGCCCUUACCCGUCCCUUACGGCUCCCACCCAGCUCCCCCGCCGUUGCUGUGUUGUGCCCAAAGCCGUCUGUGCCGUGCCCAGGGGCUGCACACCUGAAAAUUAGGUGUUGGUUGAAGAGUUAGGGAUUUCGGGAUAGAGAACAAAACUUGUGCCCUGCAAGACUCAGCACCCUCCUGUCCCAACCCCCUGCCUGUCGGUUCGUAACCGCCUCUGGGUAAGUCCUGGGUUGCCCUGUGGGCCCUCGCUCUCGGAGGGGCCGUGCCUUUCUGACCGUCGGGCUGGCCGGAGGGCGUGCAGGCAGUCGUCAGGCCUGACCUGUGUUUCCGUAAAACUCUGAGCAGAGGGGUUUCCUUUGCCUCUGCGGGCUGAAAGCUGGAGUGUGUGAAUCUGCUCUCGCGCAGGCAGGGCGGUGAGACCUGUUCCCUCUGCUGCUCGCUUGUGCCAGGGCUGUCCGCACCCCUGCUGCGAGCCGGCGGCUGCUCACGGGUCUCCUCUCCCACCGUGGUUGAAGGCGGUGGAGCCUGUUUCUGGCCCUCGGCACCUCCCCAGGGCAGCAGCGGCGUGGGGCGAAGGGCUGGGCGAUUCAGCACUUUAGAAACUCGCGGUGCAGGAGAGUCUGUGGUGACCUGGGGGUGCUGCCGGCGGUCCCAGGACCCCUCUGUACACUCCCCCCGCUGCCCCGAAGGAGGGGAUGGCUGGAGCCCCCGUGGGGGGAAGCCCCUGCAGCCCCCCCGCUCCCUGGCCAUGAAGCACUUUAGUUCUGCGUUGUCCCCAGGGGAGGAAGGGCCUGGGAGGAGACGGUCGCUUCGGGUGCUUCGGUUACUCUGUACAAAGACUUAUACCUACCCCUGUAAAUGCAGAUUUGUACAAACCCUAUAACUGUAAAAUAAACAGUUACUAAACAC